Molecule: messenger RNA, 8189 nt
Organism: Argiope bruennichi
Lineage: Eukaryota; Metazoa; Arthropoda; Arachnida; Araneae; Araneidae
Product: ankyrin repeat and fibronectin type-III domain-containing protein 1-like
Exons: 23
Coding region: 99-4406 (1435 amino acids)
Biological process (GO): establishment of mitotic spindle orientation; signal transduction; regulation of establishment of bipolar cell polarity
Cellular component (GO): spindle
Molecular function (GO): protein binding
Source: RefSeq, a predicted model, not a curated record
AUUGAUUACUGUCCCGUUUGAAGUUAUUUAAAGUCUGUGUUGAAAAAAAAAAAGGAUUUUCCAAUCAACCUCACUUGGUUAGGGAUGGGAUAUUUGUUAUGGUAUUCUCGGAACUUUUAAGAAGAAGAAUGGCAUCAGCUAAUACUUCGCCGAAAGGAGUAGGGAAUUUAACGCUGGACAAAGCGGCCUUUUUGCUGAUAAGGAUCAAACGAAUUUUUGUGAAAAAGAAAAACAAAGGGCGAAGUCAUCUCGAAAAACCAGUCAGCAAGAAAAAACCUCCGCUUCUUCGUGCAAGAACACUUCCAGCCAUUAUCUGUCCCAGCUUGAACAUCAUCCAGGCACAGCUUGAGGCAGAUUCGUCGGGAAGAAAUGUCGAUGCCGAUGGUCAGGGAUGCUCAGACUUCAAAACCCGCAGGCACUUUUCUGGUUCAGCCACCGUCAAAACGAAGGCAGCUCAAGAAAGAGAAAGAUUGUACUUGGAUCCUGAUUUCGAACCAGUUAAGUCACCCCUCGGCUCUCCGAGGGCGAGCGUCACUUCCGUUACGUCAUGUACUUCUACUAUAUCAACGCAAUCCGGCGGGAAAGAUUCUUCUAAACAAAGGUAUGAAAUUACGAAAGCCGGAUUAGCGAAAUUUGCAAAACGUUUAACAUCUAAAGACAAGUCAUCAAAUAAAGCUAUUCAUCAAUUUCCAUCGACUAUUCCAAACAUAGAAGUAACACCGCUUCGUCGUUCAGGUAGCGUGGACAGUCUUUUAGAAACUAACUUGUACUCCAUCGAUGCAUCAGACAUAUCGAAUUGCAGUUCGAUGGCGUGCUUGGCACCUUCCUGCUCCUCUAACAACCUUUCACCUUCGAACCUAUCUCCCACCAACAGCCUAACCGUCCCCACAGACGGCAGAACUAUCCCUACCUCCCCUAGUGUGCCUGCCAAGCUCGAGGCACACCGGCGCGGCGAUAUACCAUCGUCCCCCAGUGUGCCCAACAAGUUGACCAAGGGGCUGUCAGGGCAAUGUUUAGAAAAUCCAGAAGUUUUGCUGGAAGGUUUACCUUUGAGCAAAACUGAAAGAAAACGCUUAGAAAAACUGAACAAGAUUAACAUAGAUUUACAAGCACUUUUCGUUUCAGUGGAGCACGAACAUUUAGAGCGAGCUCGAAGCAUAUUGUCGACCACAGACGUCAACGUCAACUGCGUGAACAGUGAUGGCUUCACGCCCUUAGAUAUAGCUGUGAUGAUUCUAGACAUAUCAAUGGCCAAGCUACUCCAGUCUUAUGGAGCAAGAGAAUCUACUAGAUUUCGUACAAAAGAAAGCAAGUUCAGCCAAUUGAUUAGCUUGGUGAAAGAAGCAGAGCGAUGCGUCGACGACUUGACAACCUGCGUACUCAGUGCUGCUACGAGUGGUAGCUUGUCGAUGGCAUUACUCAAAGAAAAAGAAAAACAGUUAACUCUAUGGAGAAGAAGACAGCAGCUCUUAUGGCGAAUGAAGAGUGGCUUCGAGAAAAUAAAAACUCCAAACUCUCCAGCAUCAGUUGCACUCGAAGUAGUUGGAACGAAAGCUUUGAAAGUCAAAUUUACUGAAGACGGAUCCGCACGAGAACCAGAAACUAUAGUCACAAAGUACAAAGUUGAAUGGAGUGUGCGUCCAGAUUUUCAUCCUUUGUCUGGCUCCAGAGAAAUGAUGAACCUUCAGAAGCUCGAAAUGGUUCUGUCAGAUCUUAUACAUGGAGUACCUUACUACGUUCGAGUGGCUGCUGGUAAUUGUAAAGGUUACAGCCCGUACACCACAGCGACCCCUCCCAGUGCUGCUCCUUCCAGUUGGAUGGAUGUCAGCGGCAGAAAGUCUCGUUCUCUGGGUCGAUUGUGCCAACUGGAUUGCGUGUUUCAUCAAAUAAUCUUCUCAAGGCCUCCAUAUUCAUCAGAAAUCAAAGAUAUUUUGUUUGGAAAUACCCUGGAGACACCUCAGCAGCAAAGGAGACAAGUGAGAAAAAGUAUCAAAAGUCUGUUUACACCAACGCCAAAGUUUCAGAAAACUAUGAAACGGGGAGUGUAUCUAGCCUGCCUUAUGUACACUGAUCACAGAGUUCUUGUGACAACAGAAGACACGUUGCCUGUGAUGGAAGUUGAUGAAAGCUGUCCAAGUUGCUUGCAUAAUGAUUUCCACUGGCUAAUGAAGGUUGCCUGUACCUGGGAAGACACAAAGGUGCUCCGCUCGGAAAUGGAGAAGACUCAAAGCUCGUCCGCUCUGCAUUUCAGGAGUAAACUGCUACAAGCUGCGGAAAUGAUGCAGAGUGCUCUGGGAGUGCAAGACCUCGGCCAGUUUUACUACAAGCCCAUCAAGGACCUGGAUGAUACGACGGUCCUCUGCACUGUCAAGCAUGUUCCUGAUUCAAAGAGCUUCAACAAUCUGUCCUUACGUUGGGUUCCCUUGGCGAAACUGCAGCGAAAAUUAAGUAUUAACAAUGAAACGUGUCACGAUGCUUUCUCUAUAAACAGUUUACUUUUGUCAGCAACACAGGCUAUGAUGGCUUACAACCACAUGAGUCGGAUACCCUUGCCGAAAGGUUUAUAUGUAGCAUAUGUCAAAAUAAGCAGCUCUGUUGAUCUCAUUCGUGUGUUAGUCCCUAAGAAAGCUCCCAACGUUCUUCCAUACUAUAAAGUACGAGAGAAUCCGCAUGUGUCAGCGGAAGAAUGGGAGUGGCUAAAAUAUCUUUCUACGGAAACUAAAGGUCAACCUACUGCUGCUCAGUUGAAGUUUCAAAAAGCUCUGUCGUCAGCCAUAAGGAACCUGCUCACUCUACUAGAAGUACAGUCUGAGCAGUACGGAGAACACAGGAUCUAUGACCGGGAAGUGAUUGAAUUGAACACGGAAGUUUCUUUAAUUCUUCUUCUUCCACCUGUGGACUCCGUGUGCUCCGCACCAGGCCAGAAAGAUGACGUCACAGAAAGAACUGAUUGUGUACUGUUACCUUUGCAGAUAUUUGAAAUGAUUCACAUGAGCACCUACCAGCAUACUUUUAUAUCAAGAUACUCCAGAAUCUCAUCCAUCUUAGAAAUGGAUACGUUAGUUGCACAACAUAUUCAUAGACAGGCGUUUUCUACCACUGAACUUGCAUCAGCCAAAUCGAGAUUAAGGCAGCUUCAACAAUUUCAGACUCAAGUAGACAACACUUGGAGGUCAAUGCGCUGGCUUAUGGAUGUCUUGAACUUCGCUCGAGAAAAGAACUCUCCCGGUGGCCUUAUGCUCAAUAAUUUCCUCAUUGACAAAGCAGAUUCUCCAUCUACCAGUCCUCCACAAUCCCCGCAGCAUUCUCAAUCUCUGCACACUCUGCAAGUUCCCACUGAAGUUCCUGGAUUGAGAAGUUUCCCAGGACCCAUCCCCCCUUCCAUACGCAUUACAAAUUCAUCAUCAAGCUUUUCUUUGACAGAAUCAAAAAACAAUGCAGAUGAUUCAUUAAAGCCUAAUGCUGAAAUACGCCGUUGUGCUUCAACAUCUCGCUUGAUCUGUCCUUCUAGCUCCACCGACGAACCAGAUAAUGAUGACAGUUACGAACACAAAAAGCCACCUUCCUCACUGCAAUUGAUUGAUGACAAAUCUAAAGCUUAUAGCACAGAAGCUUUAAGUGUAACAUACAAAAUAGGAGCAUGCUCCAGUCCAGUUUGUGACUCGUCAGCUGCAGCCACACCAGUCAAUGAAGAUGAAGAAUCCUCCGAUAAGGGCCAAGGUGAUGAUGACACACUGUCACAUGAAGGAAUCGUCAUCAAUGUGUUGCCUGGCCGUGGAAGUUCUCACUCCUUGUCAUCUAAUGAAGGUACAAAUCCAGAAUCUGACGAAUUUGAUGAUGAUAUAAGCGAUUACAAAGAGCAACAAAUGGAUGUCCUACUUCAAUUACCUCAAGACGAAAGCAAGGAUCAUAACAGUGAUGAUGAAGACAGUCUAACAGACUGUGGUCUACAAUUUAAAGCCAUAUCAGGAAGUGGAGAAGGUUCCAGUAACCAAGAAGAUGAAGACUAUACAUUUGUUACAUCAGUACUAGAUUCAGGACAUCCUUGUCCAGAAACAAACUUCGAUGUUUCCGUUGAUGAACUAAGAAUUUCGGUAGCUUAUCAUGACAGCAUUCCUGCUGACACUAGUGUUCGACUGCAGGUAAGCCCAGAAGUAUCAGUGCGAGAGAUUGUGGAAGCAGUAAUCGGCCAAAUGAAUGACGCUACACUUGAAGAAAAAUAUGACAGUACUCUAUAUAUUGAUGAUCAAACAAAAGAUAAUCUGUGCAUGGUUGUGUCAUUUGGCACGUUAGAACGCUCUCUAAGUGAUUCCUUCCAACCACUCAAAGUACAGAAUCCGUGGACCAAAGGUCAUUUAUUUGUAAAACGAAAGUCUGAUGUAUGCACGUCCCAGCCAGAACAGUAACUGAAAAGAGCUUUUUUUCUUUUUCAAUAAUCAACAAAAUACUGAUAAUUCUUCAUUUCAGUGAGUUGAUUAUACCAGACAUCAUAAAAUAAUGUAUUUCUAUAGCUUAAGUAUGUAAGCUUUCAGAAGUUUAGAAUGUCUUAAGGCAAAAAUCAAUUAUUUUUCCAAUUGAUUUCUGUAGAAAACAAAUUCAUAUGAAUAUUCAACCUCAGAAACCUAAUUGCUAUGCAAUUAAGCGUAUAUUAAUAAAUGUACAGAGUUAGAAAAAAAUCGAAGAACAAUCAUCAAAAGAACUAAGUGCGGUGUUUGAAAAUGUAGAAUAUCACAGAAGAGAAGAUCAUAAUUCCAAAGGAUGAUGAGUAUGACAAAAGUAACAAUUUAUUUAUAAAAUGUGUGAUGUUAUGUAAAUAUGACCAAGGAAACACAGCAGGUAUGAACAGUAAAGAAAACGAAAAUUCAUUUUGAUAGGGGUUAUAAGAAUUAUUUAGUAUUAACAAGAAAUGUGCAAUCUCAGCGGUAAGCAACAGGAAUAUAUAUCUAAUAACGGUAAUAAACUGCGAAGCAAUUUCAAUUAAUUUUAUAUACUACUUAUCUCUUUCGUCUGCAUCAACGCCACUAAUUUAUUUGCCCGUUCUUUCAGUUGCUGAUAUGAUCAAUGUAUAGCAUUAUUCAAAAAAAAUGCAUCAUGAUUUCAAUGGCUAUAAUUACUUUGAAAACUAUAAUAAGUAAAAACUGUUUUAGCCCAACACAGUUGAAGGUUUAAAAUUUAGUUUGCUUGGAUUCUAUUCAUCCUAUGUGUCUUAUUUUAACCACACAGGCAAUAUCUAUGUCAGUUGGUGCACUGUUGUUCACAGAGGAGGCAUUAAGACAGAAUCUACUGCAUUUCCCAAUAAAAUAAUGUAAAGCACUCAAUUUCUAAAGAUAAUUACACUUGGAACACAUAUUAAUGGCUUCAAAUAAGCUUGGAAAUAUCAUAAGAGAAUAGAUUUCCAUUUGAUAUUACCUGUGUGACCAAGAGAAAUCACAUAGGGUGCUUGUUGGUAUACAAACAAAACUUUAAGCCUCUUUCUAUAUCAUAUUCAUUUUUUUUUCUUUUUAUUAUAACUUACGAGGAAGUUAUACCUAUAUGAAACAUGCACAAAAAUACUGAUACCCUUGUACUAGAUUUGAUGGCCUUUCAUUGUGAUAAGUCUUUUAAAAAUCACAGACUACAUUUCUUUAAUUUUAUUUUAAAUAUCUGUGGCAUUUUUAUAACUUUCAUAUUUAUGUUUUUUCACGAUUAUAUUUCAAGGUAAUACGUCAGGUAUUGUCCACCAAAAUUACUACUUUUGUUAUAUUCUCUCAUCCUUUAAUAAUGUGAUUAUUUCUUCCGGUUAUAACCGUUAUAAAACGUAGGCUAGAAUCAUUAAAACAAAUGAUGUUAAAAUUAAUACCGGCGGUUGAUGGUAGAUUGGUCACAAAAUAUUUUAUGAACCAUAAAAUUAUUAGUUAAAAAAGCAUUGGGAGAAAAUGAGCCUAAAGUAGAAUUUCUUUUCAUAUCCAAAAAGUUUUAAAAAUUUAAUACUAGCCUUUAAUUUUAGCCUUAUUAUUUGGUUAAUACAUAAAUAUGAUUAAUUCGUUAAAAAUAUCACUUUUUCAAACUUUUUAAAUUCAACUUCUGAAGGUUUAAAUACAAGGUGCUUUACAAUAAAAAAUUCACAAAUGUAGAAAUUUGUUUUACCCUUUUUGCUGUUAAUAAUUUUAAUUAAUAUAUAGCGUGAAAUAUUGUUUCUUUAAUAAUAUAGGUUUAUAGAAUAGCUUAAAUCUUGUAAAUAUUUCCAUCUACAAUUCAUUAAAUUUACACACGAUAGUGUAUUUUGAGUUGUAAUUAAAAUCCUGUUCAAUGAAGUGUAAUGCUUUGUUGAGUGUUGGUUGAAAACUAUCAACCAUAAAAGGCAAAAAUGAAUAUUUUAGCCUGCUUAACAGUAUUCUGAAUAUACAUGCAUUAAAAAAAUGAAAAGACUUUUGGUUUUCUAUCAAACUAAACAGAAAAUAUAUUUGUAUGCUUUAUAAAUAGAUUACAAUGUAAAGAAUAAUCAAUUGAUUAAAUGUAAAACAUAAAUUUCACUUUUUAAUAAAUUUCCAAACUCAUAACACAGCAAUGGUUAAUGAUCCUUGGGAAAUACUACAUAUUUCCGUCAUUUUUAUGGCGCCGUUCUUGAUUUUUGGCUUUAAAAAGGUACAAAAAACUCAAAAAUAUUAUAUUCACGAACCUCUCAAUUAUUAGACCCCGGGGAAUCUAUAUUUCAUUCGCUCACCCAUUGCUACAGCUUACGACACUGAGAGGAAAAAUUAUUUUUCGUCUCAGACAUAAAUACACACAAACUAUAAAAUGAAAUAUAUUUAGUGAGAUUUAUAAUCUCACAAUUCAGUUUCCCUCUAUUAACAUAAAAUGCCUAAGAACAUUGUUACGAUAUUUUCAUGAUGUUAUUCAGCAUUCAAAAUAUAAUUUAACAUCAUGGAGAUAUCGUACUGUACUUUGUGUUGAAAGAGUCUUGGGGUUUUCUAAAUAUGUUAAGCAGCAAAAUAAGUGAUAACAUGAACUAAAAAAGAUUUUGAUUUAUCUAUUAUUUGACGCUUAACUCUUGUUGCUUUAAAAUUGUAGUUUGAAUUAUAUGAUUUAAAAGAAAAUAGAAUGCAUAUGAAUAAUUUUGUAUUGUACAUCAAUAAACAUACAAUUUGUACAUCAGUAUGUAAAUAUAUAGUUUACAUGCCAUAUAUGUUGAUAAAAAAAAUUUGAUUUAAUGUAGUUCUUGAGAAAUAUGCUGUGGUAUAUUAGUUUCUUGAUUUAUUGUAAUCAUCUUAAUUUGUCCCCCUGUAGUAGUCUGAGGUGCCAUCUAUGAGCAAAAAAUUGAAACAUAUUUCCGAAAUAAGUUUCAUUGAAUUAAUCACAGCAUGUUUCUUAGUUACAACUUUUUCGGAAAUAGUUGUAAAAAGCAGAAAUUUCAUGGAACAGUUUUUACUUUGAUAUAAUUUUUAUUCAAAUAUAAUAUUGCAUCUUUCUUUCGAUUUUUUUUUUCAUAGUUUCAUAUAAAUGUGCAUCAUCUUUAAGAUAUUUGUUGUAACUCCCCUGCUCUAUCUCUGGAACUGUCUCGAAUAAUUUGUACGUUUAAUUGCUUGCCAUGUAUUUAUUUGAAAUCACAUCAUGUCCUGCAAAACAGAGCUUGACCGUCCCCUUCAUCCAUUCUACCAGAUAACAAAUUCUUCGAUAAUAUAAUAUUCACAACGGUUAAAUAAAGCCUAUUUAAAGUUUCUAUGAAAAAGAUAUGUUCUUUUUAACAAAAGUAUUUAUUGUCUGGUGGAGAAAAAAAAAAGAAACAUAUCUGUGAUUAGAUAAUUAUCAAAGUCCGUGGGUGCUGUAUAUCCACAUAAUUAUGCUAAGAAGACAUGGAAAUUUGUAAAAGUUGCUUACAUUAUAGAUAAUUUGUAAUUAUUAGAUAGUAUACAGCUAUAAAGUGAUAUGAUGUAGAACGAUAGCAACUAAAAAUGUGUUAAGAAGAAAGGUUAAGUAUUAAAUUCUUAAGGUCGAAUUUAGAUGUAGUUUGUUGUAUCGAGUGUGGUGCCAUCUAGAGCUGAAUCAGUGUACUAAAUUAGAAAAAAAAUAUAUAUGAGAACAUUUUUUUCAUAAAACAUUUUCGAAAAACCUAAAGAUACUAAAUUUUAUUCUAUUGAAAGAGAAAUAUUAAUCGAAUAGUAUACAAAAAUAUAUUAAUAUAAUCUAUAUGAAAUAUGGACUGUGGAUAA